AUGGAUGUCUCUAGUUCACAGUCUGAAAUUUCAAAACAGAUACAAAAGGUGAUAAACGAUUUACUCCUAAAACUGAGUGCAAAGUCUUCGCAAUACAAGUAUGUGGUCAACGUUAGUUUGGUGAGUGGAUCAGCCAAGGACUGUAUGGGGUUCAUGGGUAGUUCCUGGGAUUCGUCUAAAGACGGUACUUCUACAUUUCAGAUUGAGUUUGGCGAGAAAACGUUGGUGGUUACUGUGAUUUGGAUAUAUAGUUCGUGA
This is a messenger RNA of Kuraishia capsulata CBS 1993, 258 nucleotides long. RefSeq lists its product as uncharacterized. The coding region runs from base 1 to 258 and encodes 85 amino acids. The record is from RefSeq and is a predicted model, not a curated record. Lineage: Eukaryota; Fungi; Ascomycota; Pichiomycetes; Pichiales; Pichiaceae. The transcript has a single exon.